AUGGUUAUAUCAGCAUCUAAUAACCAGAAUAAUACGACGAAUGAUGCUGCUGCUUUAGAAAAUUCAUUACCAGUUAUCGAGACAAAGCUUGCAGAUCUUAUUGGAUCUAAAUCUUUUAUAUUGAUUAAAUUAAAAGAGGAGGGUGAUUCAAUAAAAUCUAAAAGCUCUGCUGAAGACGUUGUAUCAGCAGACCAAAAAUAUCAUCCUACACAUUUUGGCCGAGAGAUGAUUGAAAUGGGUAUUCUGGUAAGCUUGGUUUUACUUAGCAUACUAUUGAAUUUUUUGGAAGUAGAUAACAAAAUAUUUCGGAUUGCUAUGUCUGUUGCCGUAUUAUCAUGUUUUGUAUACUGUAUAAUAAGAACAACUAUUUUGGCAACAAUGGAUAAUAUUCCUAACGAUGCCAUGGGAAGUUUUUUUUAUUUCUCAACGUUACCAUUUACAUUGGUUCCUAUAUGCAUUAUGUUGAAAGAAUUACUUGGGGAAGAUGGAAAUACAGAUUCGCUUUUGUAUUCAAACGAAGGAGAGCGAAUGUUACUUGGUAGGUAUACACUUAUGAUUAUAGGAGCAUUUGUACUUAUCCAGGCUUUGAAUGUAUUGCAGGCAUGUAAUGAUCGUACCAAAUCAAAUUAUGUCAUACGAAGCUCGUUUAUAUGCGGAUUUUCUGGAUUGAUUUUAUUUUCUGGCGAGUCAUUUGGAUUGUCUAAAUACCAAAGUAUUUUUGCAAUUACACUAAUGGUGUGUCUUGCACUACUUACAUCUGUUGACUUCAUUAGGGAAAAAAAGAGGAAAACUUCAAAUAAAUCCGACCAUAACAACAAGAUACUUACACAAAGCAAUAACCCAUACAGGUUGUUUUACAUGGUUAUAUUUCUAUCAGGAUUAAACGUGAUAAACAUGUCUGUUGAUCAAGGCUUGGAUGUGGGUGGUAUUGUUAAACUCCUGAUCGAUAAGAUUUUCCCAGGAUUGAAAUUAUUUGACAAUCUUGUUUCAAUGAACUCCAAAUAA
Messenger RNA from Ordospora colligata OC4, 1005 nucleotides. RefSeq lists its product as uncharacterized. The record is from RefSeq and is a predicted model, not a curated record. Lineage: Eukaryota; Fungi; Microsporidia; Ordosporidae. The transcript has a single exon. The coding region runs from base 1 to 1005 and encodes 334 amino acids.